Botrytis cinerea B05.10 is the source of this 1414-nucleotide messenger RNA. RefSeq lists its product as hypothetical. The transcript is spliced from 2 exons. Gene Ontology annotation, molecular function: iron ion binding; procollagen-proline 4-dioxygenase activity; L-ascorbic acid binding. Gene Ontology annotation, biological process: peptidyl-proline hydroxylation to 4-hydroxy-L-proline. The record is from RefSeq and is a predicted model, not a curated record. NCBI's taxonomy places the organism in Eukaryota, Fungi, Ascomycota, Leotiomycetes, Helotiales, Sclerotiniaceae. Gene Ontology annotation, cellular component: endoplasmic reticulum. The coding region runs from base 193 to 1266 and encodes 357 amino acids.
GGAUGACUCGAUUACAGCCACUACAAAAUGUAAUGUAGUCUUAUGGAAAGCUUCAAGUACUUUAUGCUUUCUUAUUCUACUUCGAUUCUAAACAUUACCAUACUUCCCUCCUUGACCUCUAUUUAUGAAAGGUGCCUCUCUCUUAAGAAUAAAUAAUAUAUUGCACCUGCGAAUAUCACAACUAAACUCACAAUGUCGUUCCUUUCGGAAUUAAAAAGCACAGCCUCGCGCCUCACAAACUCUUCCCAAAACAGCAACCCGAAAGAACAAACGAUCAAAGAACGGAAAGCGAAGAGUGGAAAUGGGAGAAGAGGUUACGACGUGGUCAAGACGAAUUAUACAUCUCUUCCGGUUGAUCUGCCGGAGGACUUUUUGCAACCGCUGGAGAACCCGGAGGAGAGCAUCACAGUGGAGAGGAUUGAGUUUGAGAAGACGGUGUUGGGGGAGUAUAGGGGUGCGUAUGCGGUGGUGCUGGAUGGGGUGUUGAGUAGAGAGGAGUGCAGGGAGCUGGUUAAGUUGGCGGAGAUGAGUAAGGGGGGGCAUGGGAAUUUGGUGGGUGGGGGAGAUGCUGAUGGAGAUGGGCAUGAGAAUAAGAACGAAAAUGAACUCAAAGGACCUGAAAAUAAUGGGUGGACUCCCGCAAUGGUAAAUGCAGGUGUGGGAUAUGAAUUUCUCUCUACGGAAUAUAGGAAUUCUGAUCGAAUUAUCUGGGAUGAAAAGGAAGUGGUAUCACGUCUUUGGAAGAGAGUUCUUCAAGGGAAGGGUAUCAAAGAAGAUAUAGGGGUGCUUGAGGGCAAGAAAUGGGAAGGGUUGGCUAGUUUGGGACUUAGGAGUGGUGAGAGAUGGGUGGGCACUGAACAGGGAAUUAAUGAGCGCAUGAGAUUUUUGAGAUAUGGUGCUGGACAGUAUUUCAGAGAACAUGUCGACGGCGCUUAUGGGAACCCAGAUGGCAGCGAACGUUCUUUCUUUACAAUUCAUCUUUACCUUAAUGAUUCAGCGCAAGAGCUCGAGAAAGAUCCUGAUACACCUAAAUUUCCAAAAGAUUCGGAGAUGCUCAGAGGAGGGGCUACGACAUUCCAUUCGAAGGAUAUGAAGGAGAGAUUAGAUGUCGAUCCGAAGGUGGGGAGGGUGCUAAUCUUUCAGCAUAGGAGAUUGUUGCACAGUGGAGAUGAUGUGGUGAGUGGGAUUAAGUAUACGAUGAGGAGUGAUUUGAUGUUUAGAUUUGAGGAUGGGUUGGAGGGAGAAGAUGGCGUGGUUUUCGGAUAGGUAUGUAAGUGAUGCCGGAGAGAUAUCCCCCGGGGAAUGGACUGGGAUGGUGAGUGAAAGGAUGUUGUUUGGAUCUUGAGCGAGUUUAUUCCGGUACCGAAUUAGGGAACAAAAUGACAACUAAAACUUAACAAGGGGCGCUCUUUCA